Molecule: messenger RNA, 3025 nt
Organism: Pecten maximus
Lineage: Eukaryota; Metazoa; Mollusca; Bivalvia; Pectinida; Pectinidae
Product: G patch domain-containing protein 1-like
Biological process (GO): mRNA processing
Cellular component (GO): nucleus
Molecular function (GO): RNA binding
Source: RefSeq, a predicted model, not a curated record
UUUUAAUGGCGGCCUCCAUGGAUUCGGACGAAGAAGAUUCGUUUGUCUCUCUAGGCAAUGCUUUAGAACAAAUUAACGAAGAUGAGUCUAGAAAGAAACUGGUGUUUGCUCAGGAGCAACAAGCCAAGGAUAGUAGAGGUCGUCCUCGGUUCCAUGGAGCAUUUACAGGAGGCUUCUCAGCUGGCCACUUCAACUCUGUGGGAUCCAAGGAGGGUUUCAGGCCAUCAACUUUUGUGUCGUCCCGGAACAAGAAGUAUGAGGAUGAGGAACAAGGGCAAAGGCCAGAGGACUUCAUGGAUGAAGAGGACUUCAGUGAGUAUGGUAUAGCCCCACGGAAGCUGGUAACAGCCGGGAAAUUUGGAUCACAGGAGAGGAGAAAACGACAGCUGGAUGAGGUCAAGGUCAUGACGACUGGAACAUUGUUUAGUGGGGAACCUGCCCUUGCUGACCUUAUCACCCCAGAAAGGUUGACUAUUGGUGUUCGACUUUUGAGAAAACUUGGCUGGAAGGAAGGUCAAGGACUGGGUCCUCGUGAGCGAAGACAGAAAAAAAGAACAGUUCGCUCCAAACAUGUGUUCAAGAUUGGGAAGAAGUCAAAUUCCUCUGCCCCUGCGGGUUCAACAGGUGUCGGUAAAAAGUCAUAUGGAUGUGCUCCUCCUCCUCCUGGUUCAUCUGCUGGACAGGACAAUGGCUCUGAGGAGAGUGAAGAUGACUUCCCAGAAGAUUUGACCUUUGCCCCAAAGGACACUACACCUAUUUCCUUUGUUGCUAAGGACAAUGUGCAUGGCCUUGGUUACAGUGGCCUUAACCCCAGGGUGGCCUUGCCCUCUACCCAUAUCAAUCUGAUUGAACCCCCAACAACUUCUAAACGUAGUUAUAUGAGAGGACAAGCAUUUGGUGUUGGUGCACUAGAGGAUGAGGAUGAGGACAUCUACACCACGGAUCAUCUGUCAAACUAUGAUAUCACCAUGGAGAUAGACGAGGGCAAGGAGGAGCUGUAUGGCUGGACUGCCCCAGGAAGGAACAAGGGAGGUACACAGACAACACCUGUGGGUUACCUUGGAAAGAUUUUAGAAGGUUUUACACUGUCCACUAAAAAGUUGAAGACCAAGAGAGGCUUCGGUCCACCUAACAUUCCAAAGGACUUUCGACCCAUACACAAGUUCAUCCAGACACCACAGUCUGUCAAUGAACACAUUCGACAAGCACCAUCAGGUUCAAAAAGACAAAGUGAGAGACAGAAAACUAAGAUGGAUGCUGUGUCUAGGGCGCUGGCACUCGGCGAGUCUCCUCUCACGGGUUCAGUGUUUGAUCUGAUGUCUGACAAGGAUAAAUCAAAACUGGAUGUGAUGAAGUCCACUUCAUUGUCCUCUGACCAGAAGACGAGGACCUCCUCUACUGGGGUUAUCUCCCCUGAUAAUGUUACUAAUAACACUCCUACUGCCAGUUCCCCUAGCCAGUCAGGUCAGCAUAAAAGUCUACAUAAUGAGUCUAUUAGACCAAGUCGGAAUGAGGCACAGUCAGCAGAGGAAGUACCUAAGGAUCCAUCGAGGUCACAGGCGCCAUUGUUUCAGGCAGGAAGUUUUGGGUUUAAGCCUUUUGCAAAAGACCCAGCCAAACAGGAACGCUAUGACAAAUUCAUCGCUCUAAAAAAAUUGGGAAAAACAGAUGCUUAUGAGGAGGUGACUGGUGAUCACAUGACAGAAUGGGACAGAGGCCAGGAAAAGGAAGAGUUUAUUCGAGCCUCAAAGCUGUACAAACCUCUCCCAGGAAUGAUGGCAUCACGUUUCACUUCUGCCAAGUACGACGAUAGCACAGCCACAGUGGACGUCCCCAAGGACGAAGGGGGAGAAAAGACUGACCAGAUGAAGGCUGCAGAGAUGAAGAUGUAUGGUCAGCUGACUCACGAGGAGUUUGAGUGGCAUCCUCACAAACUGUUGUGUUGGAGAUUUAAUGUCCCCAACCCCUAUACUGGGUCCUCUAUAGUGGGACUGCCCACAGUGAAGAGGGAGAAGUACUCGGUGUUUAACUUCCUGAACUUCUCACAUGAACCAGAGUCUCAAACCUCACAGGACAUGAAGGCAUUGCCUGCCCCGCCUGUUCCUGAUUCACCGACCGGAGCCAAACCAGUGACUUUUGACAUCAAGAAUCGUUCUAAGAUGACUGCUCCUCUCAAAUCUGUCUUCAGUGAUCUGGUCGAUACUCCACCCACCACACCCAAACUACCCACACUAGAUACACCGGAAUCCCCUACACAACAAAAUAUUGAAAAGACAGAGAAGCCAGCUCAGGAUUUAUUUGGUGCCAUAUUUGGUAACACAGACUCUGAGUCUGAGGAGGACGAAGAGGAGGAGGAGGAUGAUAAUGAGAUUAACCAGUCAAAAUUACCGGACAUUGAGCAGGCCUCUCCUCUACCUACAGUACACAAGUCAGAUGAUUUGUCAUCAAAACCACUAACAUACAUAGAAGAGGAAACUCCAAAUCCGACCGAGAUGCCAGGGGAGAGAGAGCUGCAAGAGAGACUGACCCCACCCCCACAGGCGCCUCCCCCUGACGAGGACGAGCAGUACGGGCCAGCACUACCUCCACCUGGUGCCCCAUGUUCCUCCAGUACAGCAUAUGUGGAUCUAACAUCAACUUCUGACAAUAAACAUAAACACAAGGACAGACACAAGGACAGACAUAAAGACAGACAGAAAGACAGACACAGGGAAAAACACAAACACAAGAAGGAGAAAAAGACUAAACACAAGAAAGACAAACACAAAGAAAGAAAGAAAAGUAAGAAACAUAGAAGACACAGUGAUUCCAGCCAUUCUGACACCGAUUCAAGUGACAUGGAAGAUGAUAAAGAACUUUUCAAGAAGUUGAAGGCAGUGACACAGAAGGGACUACUCAGGACUUCAGACUUUUCAUAAUGACCAUAUAACACUGCUAUACCAAGCAAACAGGUGGCUGUGAUAUAAAUAUCAACCAUUUUUCUCACAUUGUCAUGUUGUUUCUAAUAAAUAUGUUCUUUAAUAAA